Molecule: messenger RNA, 558 nt
Organism: Penicillium oxalicum
Lineage: Eukaryota; Fungi; Ascomycota; Eurotiomycetes; Eurotiales; Aspergillaceae
Exons: 1
Coding region: 1-558 (185 amino acids)
Source: RefSeq, a predicted model, not a curated record
AUGGAUGUUCUUGUUCUCAUGCAUUCUGUAGCAGAGUGGGGUUCCGCGCACCUUGUUCUCGUCUCUUUUCUUUUCUUUUUUUUUCUCGCAAAUUCAUUCCUCUCCGAGAUGAACGAGAAGCUCACAGAGCUCUUCCCUCAUCGUGCCUCGCUCUUUCUCUCUCUCUCUUCCUUUUCUGAAAGGGUUCUAGCAACUUCGCAACUUUACAAGUUGAGCAACGGUCGAACUCGGACCCUCCCCCAGCUGGGAGUUGUCCCACUAGGACUCUCUAUUGUAUCCAAGGAGGUAUCCACCUUCGCGCCCUCCACCCAUACUGGCUCCUGGAUCAAGAUCCACCACGGUGCUCCAGUCUCCAGAUGCAAAAAGGUCCGAGGGGCUCCUCGCCUCAAAAUGGCUUCAAAGCCGGUCGCUGGGACGAGCCGAGAUCUCGCCACGCUGGGAAUGGGCUGUGAUCUAUUCCAAUUUCCACCUUUGGUUGGUUGGUCCCCGGACCUGUUUUUUUCUUCGCUGGCACAGAGCUGGGGUGCACAUGGGUUAUUUCUUUUUCCCCUUUUUUAG